This is a messenger RNA of Hyposmocoma kahamanoa, 1708 nucleotides long. It is a transcript of the gene Dph2, whose product is annotated as 2-(3-amino-3-carboxypropyl)histidine synthase subunit 2. The record is from RefSeq and is a predicted model, not a curated record. Gene Ontology annotation, biological process: protein histidyl modification to diphthamide. NCBI's taxonomy places the organism in Eukaryota, Metazoa, Arthropoda, Insecta, Lepidoptera, Cosmopterigidae. Gene Ontology annotation, molecular function: 2-(3-amino-3-carboxypropyl)histidine synthase activity. Bases 150 to 1529 code for a protein of 459 amino acids. The transcript has 6 exons.
UAGCACGGUCAAGAUAAUUUAAAUUUAUCUCACCAACGCACUGAGUCUUUAAUAAGUUAUAGUCUUUCAACCUUGACGUUGCUGAAAUCGUCGCGCAAAACAACGGAGCCAUAGAUACAAAAGUUGAAGUUAAAUUCGUACUUUUAAAAAUGGCCAAUUUUACUACGAACGGGAAAAUUUGUAUAGAACGCGAACUCGAUUUCAUCCAAAUUGACCACCACUUUGAUGAUAUCGUGUCUCGUUUCGACAUAUAUGAAACUUGUAAGUGGAUACGUGACAACAACUAUCAAAAGGUCUGUCUUCAAUUUCCCGACGAAUUACUAAGUGUAAGUGCGAAAAUAUACGAAGAGUUAAAGAAGCAAGUUGAUGUCGAUCUUUACAUACUUGGAGACACCUCGUAUGCAAGUUGCUGUGUGGACACCGUGGCAGCAAUGCAUGUGCAAGCCGAUGCAAUAGCCCACUAUGGUCACUCGUGCUUCUCUAAAACUACUUUGCCAGUCUUCACUGUUUUGCCUAAACAAGACCUUGAUAUUGACACCACAAUGGAGCUAUUGAAAACAAAUUUUAACUCAAAUGAUAACAUGAAGAUGUGUCUGUUUUAUGACCCUGAUUUUGAACAUUUAAAAGAUGAUAUGUCAAAAAUGUGGUUCAAGGCUUACCCAAACAGCUACAUAGCUUUUGUGGAAAUGAAUGAGACAACCAACAGAUUCCUGGGCAGGUUAAUAAAAGACAGUAAGGGAGAAGAAUACCCAGUGGAAAUUUUGAAACAAUGCAAAUGUAUCCAUAUUGGGACUAGAGGACAAACUGUAUUCAAUUACACAAUUUCUUUACCAGCACAAGAAUGGUACCUCCUAAACCCUGACACAGGCAAAGUCGAAUUUAUGAAAGAAACGACCUGGUUUAAACGGCGCCAAUACUUAGUAGAAAAAUGCAAAGAUGCAAAUGCUAUAGGAAUUCUGGUAUGCAAGUUGGCGGGAGACCAGACCAAGGACAUCAUCAAGAGAAUGAAACAACUUUGCAGAGUUAAUGGCAAAAAGAGCUACAUUGUAUCUGUUGGAAAACCCAAUAUUGCUAAAUUGGCAAAUUUCCCAGAGAUUGACAUUUAUGUGAUGGUCGCAUGCCCGGAAAAUGAUUUUUAUAAUUGUAGAGACUUCUACAAGCCUUUAGUUUACCCUUUUGAGCUGGAAGUUGCCUUGAACUCCAAAAGAGAGCCUUAUUUCACUCACCACAUCACUGAUUAUGACGAACUUCUCCCAGGAAAAAGAUAUUACUGUGAUAUAGACCACGUGAAAGAAGCAACAGACGUCAGUCUCAUUACUGGUAAAAUCAGAGAAACUAAAUUUGAUCCUACAGAAGGCCAUAGUAUGGAGGUAGCAGAAAAACAGAACUGGGCUUUAGAAAAUAUUGGGCAUAGUUUACAAGACAGAACGUGGAGAGGCCUAGAACAGAAACUGGGUGACACAGAAGUUAGAAAGGCAGAAGAAGGCCGCAAAGGCAUACCCUUACAAUACACUAACGAGCCAGAGUAAAAUUAAGAAUACUUAUGUUUAAAUACAUCACUUUAUUUACAUUUUUCUUUGUAUUUGUUUCUAGUACAAAUUUUAGUGGCCUACUGGGUAUAAAUUACUAGUCAAUGGUAGUAUUGUUUUUUUAAAUUGCACUAAAAAGAUUUAAAAUAAAACUAUAAUACGUUGUAUUCUAUGGCCUG